This is a messenger RNA of Jatropha curcas, 3260 nucleotides long. NCBI's taxonomy places the organism in Eukaryota, Viridiplantae, Streptophyta, Magnoliopsida, Malpighiales, Euphorbiaceae. The record is from RefSeq and is a predicted model, not a curated record.
AAAAAAAAAAGAAUGCAGGGCACCAUACCAUCCUGUCUUAGAUUUUACUUUUGAAGAAAAGGGAGUUAACGCCAAAAAGAAUUUUGGAAAUUUUAUGAGUAUUUCUUGAUCUAUAUUAUGGUCCAUGAAGAAAAUUGUUUCCUUGUUUUAUAUUAGAUUAUUGCUUCUCAUAGACAGGUGGGUUUAUUAGAUAUCAUAUUUGAAGUAUGAAACAAUAUUGAGUGGCAAAUCGUUUACUUGCUAUCAAGAAAUAUAGUGCUGCUUAUCAAUAAUUUGGGUUUGGCUCUCCUAUUGUUUCUUGUUUAUUUCUUUUAACAAUUCAACAUAGCUUCAUCUCUUUGGCUAAUGGCCUCAUUGGGAUUGGGUUGCAUUUUGCAUAUAGCUUUUCAUGUUCUUUCAAUCUUAACCCUUCUCUUCUCUCACUUGCACUUUUUCCUUUUCUCUCCUUGAGAAACAGAUUUUCAGUAUUGAUAUUUCUGUUCAGGUUUUUUCAUUUGAUAGUCCUUUCUGUAUAUUCUUCAGUUAGAUCUUUUAGUGCUUGCCCAAAUUAUUAUUCCCUUUUUCUUUCUCUAUUUUUGAAUAUUGCAAUUGAGAUUGUGAGUGAGCAUUAGGAUUACUUAGUUCUAGAUAUUGUAACAUUAUGUUAGGAAUUUGUAUAAGCAAAUUAAUAAAUUUUAUUUCAAUAGAAUUAUGAUUUAUAAAUUUUAUUAAAACUUCAAUCCUAUUUUAAAUUGAUCACCUAGUAAAAAUUGAUCACCUAGUUAAUAGCUUAUAGGACUAUCAUAUUGUUCGUUAAAAAAAAAAAUGGCUACAAAAGUUAGUAUAGCUAAGUAAAAGUUUUCUAUGCUGUCAAUAGCUUAGUAGUAUCAUAUCAGUUAUUAAAAAAUAAUUGUACAAAAAUUAGUGAUCCUAACUUUAUUGAAAUAAAAUGAGGUGAUUUUUCUAAUAUUGAUUGUAAUUUAGUGAUUCUAAUCAUGUUAAAUUCAAUGACUAUAGCUGAAAAACUAACUCAUAAAUUAGGUGACAAAAUUCAUAUUCAAGGACAACUAAUGUUUGAUAGCGUGACAUCUUGAAAUGUAAAUCUACAAUAUUUCAUUAAUUGAAAGUGAAUAUGAAAUUUAUUAUUUUCUAUAAUUAAAAUAUUAAAUGAGCAAAAUAUACUAUCAAAGUAGUUCUUAAUAGACAAUUGGGAAAAACACUACAUAUAAUUUUGGAAUAGUAUAUAGAAUACAAAUUUUAACAAUAUUGACUAAUUGGUAAACUUGAUUGUUCAAUUUGAAUGAUAAUGUUAAAUCUUUAUAUAUAUGCGUGUGUGCGCAUUCGUGUGUGCAUGUGUGCAUGUGCGCGAGCGUGAGUGCAUGUGAGUGUGUGGGUAGAUGGGUGUGUGCCUCUGUGCAUGUGUGCGAGUCUGUGUGUGUGUGUCUCUCUCUCUAUGUAUGUGUGUGUGUGUGUGUGUGUGUGUGUGUGUAUACACGUGUCUCUUGGUUAGUCAUCCGUUUAAAACCUAAUCUUGGCCCAACCUCCGGGCAUUAUUACUGGAACAAUUGAAGGAACUUGGGCUUCACUAUAUGUAAUAAUAAUAAUAUGCAGGAAAGAUUUUACUUGAACCUGCUUUAAUAGUGUACCUAAAGCCUCAAAUUUAUUUCUCAGAGUGCAACUCAUGGCCUCACCAGACUGAAAAUAUAUGUUUUGAUAACAUCAAUGUUUUCAACUAUACUACUAUUAUAGAUUUCUAAAUUGGUUUUUCAAGAGGGGAAACAAAAAGGAAAUAUCACAUUGACACAAACAACUGGUAACCUCUAGAAGCAAAUGAGGGUUUCAUUCCUCUGCCAUAUGGUGCCAUUUUAUACUGCAGCAGUCCACUUGGUGGAUGGCAAAGAAUAGUGGUCCUCUUUUGCUAAUGUUGUUUUAUUACUGUUUGUAGCAGCAUUUAUCUGGUACCUUUUUUUUCCUUUUUUCUCUUCAUACUAUCUCUUGUAACAUGAUUUUAUAGAUUGAAGCAUACAACACUGAGAGAGCAUUAUGCAAGAUCAAGCACCUGUCUACGUCUGUUGCUGAACAUGUUAGUGUAGCUGGAGGUGAUGUAAGAGAGCAUGAACACAAAUCUCUCAUGUGCAAGGGAAUUAUUGAGUUGUCAAGGCACCAAAUAGAGAAAUUGAAUAUAGAAUCUGAGGAAAGCAGCAUGAAAAAUAAUGACACUGAUAAUGGUCUCAGGUCAUCUCAACAAGGUCGAACCACUUGCAGAUCAGGCAAUGCUACAAAUUUUCUGGGGGCCCCCUCAAGCUGGGAUCCUUAUUCAAAGGGCAUUGAUUUGGAAUCCUUGAAAGCUUCUCUAGGCUCACGGGGAAAAGCAACACCUAUUAAACAAAAAAUAGGUGAGCAAAAGAUCUCUCAAGCUGACCAAGAGAAAGCUCCUGAAGAUACCAAGCCAACUGCUUCAGUUACUGAUGCUUCAGAAACUGGGCUUCAAAUGAGUGGAGCAAAGACAUUGCAAGAUGCUAUAAAGCCAAAGGACAAGAGGAGAAAAAGGACGUCCGCCAGCAUGGAUGCAAGUUAGAUGAACUUUCUGGCCUAAGAAAUAUCUUCAGUCUUCAUCUCAUAUAUCAGAUGCUUGAGGUCUGGGUUUCUUCUAUUCGCAUUUGUUCAGUUGGAGGGCAGAUGGUGUUAGAAACUUUAUUCUUUCUCACAGGUGGGUGACACAGAGGGUUAAUAGCUGCCAGAGUAAGCUGAAGUGAAACCAAAAAGAUACUCUCACGCUCAACAUUUGGUAUUGUUGCCUACUAAGGUGUAAGGUAUGUCAUAUGCGCCACAUGGAUAUUGAUACAUUUGGCAUUGCACUGCUCAAGUUGCAUCUCCUGAGUUACGUUUGUAUAGAAUUUAGAUCGGUUAACGUGCUAGAGAUUAAGCUUGACUACAUGGUUGUUAAUGAUCCAUUAACUCCAUGUGAUUAAGCUCAAUUUUGUAUUCUAGCAUCUUUAAGCUUUUUUUCACUUUCCUUUAUAUGAACUUAAAGCUCGAAUAUACACAAGCUAUAGAACAAAAGAGAUAACCAUUGUUUUAGGAUAUUUAAUGAAUUGUAAAAAAUGUUGUUUCUUUGAGAAAUUGACAACUAGUUAUUUUCUAAACAGUGUCAGAUGAGGCCUGUUAAAAAAGCAAGUAGUGUGCAUUACAGGUCAAGUGCAUCAAUGGCCUUUCUUGGCUUCUAUUGUUAUUAUUUACUAUGUGAUUGGCAAUAACAUUUCCUUGUUUGUAUUAGCAAA